AUGGCAAUGGCAUUUGCCCUAGGUCGGAGAAGAAAUGCAACAAAUUCCUUCUCAACCCUACCUAAAAAUGCUAUUAGGUUAUACCAGACAUACAAGGAAGAAUUUCAGAUUGGAUCUUGCUGUUUAAGUUUUGAAACAACACCACCUAAUCAAUUUGAUGAUUCUGGUGGUGGUGGUGGUGGUGGUGGUGAUGGGGUUGUACUGACGAUGCGAGAUACGCUUCAAUCGAUGUUAAGAACAAACUCAUUCCCACGCAUAAUUGUUGAUUACCAAGGAAAUAGGGAUAAUUUUGGUGCACGCAGCGGCGGUACUAGGAUUAUUCGUACACCUGUACGGCCACUCUUCCCUAAAGGCUUCUACCAUGAUGUGCAAGUCAUGGAAAGAGUACUAUGUUGCAGCGAGCAGCAAGAUAUAGAUGUAUUAGCUGCAAAUGCAACAUCUGCAGCUCUUAUGUUGUCAGAUAUUCCUUGGGGAGGCCCGAUUGGAGUUGUGCGAGUAGGAAGGAUACAAGGAGAAUUUCUGGUUAACCCACAGAAGUCUGAACUUGCUUGUUGUGAUAUCGACUUGAUUUAUGCUUGUACUCGAGAUAAAACCCUAAUGGUAGAUGUACAAGCUAAUGAUGUUGUAGAGGAAGAUCUUGAAGUGGCGCUAAGGCUAGCACAUCAAGAAGCUGUAAAAUAUAUUGACCCUCAGAUUAAAUUGGCUGACAAAGCUGGGAAAUGCAAGAAGGAUUAUAAAUUAUCUAUGCGUUUUAAGGAGAGCACUGUCCUUAAAAUUGAGAGCUUGGCAGAAACACCAUUUGAAGCUGCACAUGAUUCUGCUGCGUAUGAUCAGAAGAGUAAAGGUGAAGAAUAUUUGGCAAAAAUUAGUGGAGAUGCAAAAAAUUUACUGGAGGUAGAGGAAUGCGAUGAGUGGAAAACGAAGCUGCUAUAUUCACAUAUGGUCAACAAACUGCGGAAAAAGAUUUUCCAGAGAUGGAAUGUUGAGAAUGGUAUAAGACUUGAUGGGAGGCGCUUUGACGAAGUUAGACGAGUAGAAUGUGAAUCAACUAGAAUGUCAGGAUUACAUGGUUCGUCAUGUUCUGCGUGUGGCGUGACUAAAGUUUCAUGCACGGUGACACAAACAAGACCAGGAACAGAUGAAGCUGAACCUCAAUCUGGGUUUGUGGACCAUCUGAACUAUUACAACCCUAUUCGUUAUCCCGGAUACUUGUACAAGACUCGACCCUUUAGGAUUGAGGGAGACUGGAAAAAGUGUAGUGACAAAAUUUAUGAAGCUGAUGAUGCCAAUUUUGUAGAGAAUGCGCUGGUUGCACUUUUACCUAAAGAAGAUAUUUUCCCUUACGUUGUUCGUGUCAACUCACAAGUUGUAUGUCAUGAUGGUUCUGCCUCUGCAGCCACUGUUUGUGGAGUGAGUAUUGCGUUAAUGGAUGCUGGUGUCCCGCAAAGGAAACAUGUGGCAGACGUUUCAUUGGGUCUACUAAGAGAAGGAAGUACUCUGCAUGGUUACCGUUACCGGAUUUUGACUGAUUUGUCAAGUUCGGAAGAGCAGCUAGGUGACAUGAACUUGAAAGUUGCAGGCUCAUGCGAAGGAAUUACUGCAGUUCAAUUGGAUCUAAAUGUUGCUGGAGUUACUUUAGACAUUAUAUGCGAUUGCUUACGACCUGCAUUAAACGCUCGCCUUCAAAUCCUCUAUCGCAUGGAACAAGAGAUAAGUGUUCCUCGCUAUUGUGUUUCAAAUGAUUGGUUAUGGCCUUACCCGAUAGUAGCUGAAUAUUUUCUCCCUGUUCAGCAUGUUGACCGCCUGAUUGAUGGUCACAGACGUAGGUUCGAACGUGAUACUCGUGAGGAUACUUUCGAAGAGGCUACGGGUUCAAGAAUUACUAGCUUGGGAAAAAAAUGGUAA
Papaver somniferum (opium poppy) is the source of this 1905-nucleotide messenger RNA. RefSeq names its product polyribonucleotide nucleotidyltransferase 2, mitochondrial-like. Gene Ontology annotation, molecular function: polyribonucleotide nucleotidyltransferase activity; RNA binding; 3'-5'-RNA exonuclease activity. Bases 1 to 1905 code for a protein of 634 amino acids. Gene Ontology annotation, biological process: mitochondrial mRNA catabolic process; mitochondrial RNA 3'-end processing. The record is from RefSeq and is a predicted model, not a curated record. Gene Ontology annotation, cellular component: mitochondrion; cytosol; chloroplast stroma. The transcript is spliced from 2 exons. Lineage: Eukaryota; Viridiplantae; Streptophyta; Magnoliopsida; Ranunculales; Papaveraceae.